This is a messenger RNA of Impatiens glandulifera, 1696 nucleotides long. Its product is annotated as citrate synthase, glyoxysomal-like. Lineage: Eukaryota; Viridiplantae; Streptophyta; Magnoliopsida; Ericales; Balsaminaceae. The transcript is spliced from 13 exons. Gene Ontology annotation, biological process: tricarboxylic acid cycle; carbohydrate metabolic process. The record is from RefSeq and is a predicted model, not a curated record. The coding region runs from base 32 to 1564 and encodes 510 amino acids. Gene Ontology annotation, cellular component: mitochondrial matrix.
GAAGAGUGAGAGAGAGAAAAAGAAGAAGAAGAUGGAGAGAUGCGAAUUUUCUUCUUCAAUGAUUGCUCAAGGCCGGUUGGCCGUUCUCUCAGCUCACCUCUCAGCUGCUUCAGUGGACUCCAACGCCUUCUUCUCCUUCCUUGAGACGUCCUGCGUUUCUGCUCCACCGACGAACCUCAGGGGCUCACUCACGAUCGUCGAUGAACGGACUGGCAAGAGGUAUCAGGUCCCAGUUUCCGAGGAUGGAACUGUCAAAGCCACCGAUUUGAAAAAGAUAACAUCUGGAAUGAAUGACAAGGGGAUUAAACUUUAUGAUCCAGGCUACCUCAACACAGCUCCUGUCCAGUCAUCAAUAUGUUACAAUGAUGGUGAUGAGGGUAUCCUCAGAUACAGGGGUUACCCAAUUGAGGAGUUAGCAGAGGGAAGUUCCUUCUUGGAAGUGGCCUACCUGAUAAUGUAUGGUAAUUUACCAUCUGAGAAUCAAUUAGCAGACUGGGAAUUUAUUGUCUCUCAACAUUCAGCAGUUCCACAAGGAAUUUUGGAUAUCAUACAGUCAAUGCCUCAUGAUGCACACCCAAUGGGUGUCUUAAUCAGUGCGAUGAGUGCUUUGUCGGUCUUUCAUCCUGAUGCGAACCCUGCUCUUAGAGGCCAAGAUAUGUACAUGUCUAAACAAUUGAGAGAUAAACAAAUUGUUCGAAUUCUGGGCAAGGCACCCACUAUUGCUGCAGCAGCAUACUUACGGUUGGCAGGAAGAUCUCCUGUUCUUCCCUCCAGCAACCUUUCCUAUUCGGAAAACUUUUUAUACAUGCUAGAUUCUUUGGCUGAUAGGUCUUAUAGACCAAACCCUCAACUAGCACGCGUUUUGGAUAUUCUCUUUAUUUUGCAUGCUGAACAUGAAAUGAACUGCUCAACAGCCGCUGCAAGUCACCUUGCAUCCAGUGGAGUGGAUGUGUUCACAGCUCUUGCUGGAGCAAUUGGAGCACUAUAUGGUCCACUACAUGGUGGAGCAAAUGAAGCAGUGCUUAAAAUGCUGAGUGAGAUUGGAACAGUUGAGAAUAUUCCGGAUUUCAUUGAAAGUGUAAAAAACAGGAAGAGAAAGAUGUUUGGUUUUGGGCAUCGGGUUUACAAAAACUAUGAUCCCAGAGCGAAGGUCAUAAGAAAGUUAGCUGAAGAAGUGUUCCCCAUUGUUGAUCGGGAUCCUUUGAUUGAGGUUGCCGUCGUUUUGGAGAAAGCGGCCCUAUCAGAUGAGUACUUUGUAAAGAGGAAGCUAUAUCCAAAUGUUGAUUUCUACUCGGGUUUAAUUUACAGAGCAAUGGGAUUCCCAACCGAGUUCUUUCCUGUUUUGAUUGCCAUCCCUCGCAUGGCUGGCUAUUUGGCACAUUGGCGGGAGUCUCUAGAUGAUCCCGAUACAAAGAUAAUGAGGCCAGCACAGGUGUACAAGGGGGUAUGGUUGCGCCAUUAUAUGGAUAUUAAGAAGAGGAUAGUUUCAUCGGAUGUCGACAGGCUAGGCCAGGUUUCAGUUUCAAAUGCGGCAAGGCGUCGGCUUGCUGGAUCUGCCACUUAAGGUGGUCUAGGUACGAAGAAUUGGCUAAGAGAAAUGACUGUAGAGGAUUGUGCAAUAAAAUGUUACAUUUAUAAUUUUCAACAGCUAGACAAAUGUGUAUUAGUUAUCAAUUUCAAUCAUAGUGCUUCCUGG